AUGGUUUUAUUACAUUAUUUGACACAAACCUUCCUGGGAAGAAAUCUGUGCUCAGAAAUUGGAAUGCCCAUGACACGGACACAUCUGACUUGGAGAAGUAACAGCACAAAAAAUUCUUUACUCAGUUUAGACCGACAUAAAAGUGUAACCAGUGUUUUGUUCCACACAGAUCAUCUUAUAGUUUCUGCUGGAGCUGUGAAUAAUCAUAUAAAAGUUUGGGAUUUAAGAAAAUGCAGCAGUUUGCAACUGAAUCCAACUCCUGUUCAAACUUUCUCCUCCUUUCAAAAUGCUGUUAGAAAUCAUGGUAUCACAAAUUUGGUAUUUGAUUCAAGCUAUACAAAACUAUUUGCCAGCUGCAAAGAUAACAAAAUUUAUCAAUAUGAUUUUGCCAGUUAUUCACCUCGUCCAGUUAAAAUCUUCCAGGGUUUUGAAAAUGCUUCCUUCUACAUUAAAUCUUCCAUCAGCCCAUGUGACCAGUACCUCAUAAGUGGAUCACAUGACAAUACAGCAUAUAUAUGGGAUAUUGCUACGCUGUCAGAUGACAACACAUUAAGAUUGUGGAGGAUACAACGUAACAGAAGAUUGAUUGAAAAAGAUUCAAAUUGGGGAACUGCUUGCAAAUAUAACAUUCCAUUUUGUGACCACCCUGUGAUAUUGUCACCCAGCUUUUCAGAUUUAACCAAUGAAAGGCCUUUUCCUGUAACUCCAGAUCCUCAGAAACCAAGCCAGUCGUCAUCUCCACCUUUGUCUUUAGUGGGUUGGUUAAAGACGAAUGCUUAUCCAAAAAAUAAAUCCUGUCACUCAGCAAACAAAAAACAUCACCCCAAAACCCCAAACAGUUCCCGCAAAACUCCUCAUAAAUCCUCCCCAGUGGUGAUGUCUGGGAAACACUCUUUGCACUCUUUCCAGAGUUGUGGCUUGUCUUUUCAAUCAGAAUCUACUCUAGGAGGCUACGAAACUAAAAACCGGAUGUGUAUAUUAUGGGAUAGGCAAAGAUUUGGCCCGGGUUCUCGGCAAUGCCGUGUCUGCGCCAACACUCAUGGUGUCAUCAGAAAAUACAGUCUCUUCAUGUGCAGAAGAUGUUUCAGAGACUACUCUAAUGACAUUGGUUUCAAGAAGCUGGACUAA
Messenger RNA from Acanthosepion pharaonis, 1128 nucleotides. Lineage: Eukaryota; Metazoa; Mollusca; Cephalopoda; Sepiida; Sepiidae. The record is from the annotation of a GenBank genome assembly.